AUGCCCCGUGGUGAAGUUUGGCAUGGUAAGGUAGUUAUGACCAGAAUCAAGCUUCUUUCUGCGUCAUCAUCUUGCUUCCGACAACCAAUCUCUGAGUCUCAUGAUGCAAUCACAGCAGAGAAUGCCACAAAACAUUUUGACAAUGCGCGUGCGAGUCAAUUUACGCGCCAGCAGGCGUGUUUAAUGGCGGCGGGGGUCUGGUUUUAG
This is a messenger RNA of Pochonia chlamydosporia 170, 207 nucleotides long. RefSeq lists its product as hypothetical. The record is from RefSeq and is a predicted model, not a curated record. The coding region runs from base 1 to 207 and encodes 68 amino acids. NCBI's taxonomy places the organism in Eukaryota, Fungi, Ascomycota, Sordariomycetes, Hypocreales, Clavicipitaceae. The transcript has a single exon.